AACGGGCUGAUGGUGUUUCCACCGACGGCGCAGUCCCGUGCACGGAGAGAACCGUACCCCAACCCCAGCCCGUUCAGUAGUGACAACACGGUACAGGCAGGGUUCCCUCCUAUGGUAGCAGCUUCCUGGGGAGAUGUUGAUCUAACAACUGAUGUUGGGAAAGUGUGGUAUCAGGUGUACAAUUCAAUUGAUGACACAUCAGUUGACAAUGCCACUCAAGCCAUGUUUGACAUGGUAACAGGGAGAAUGAACCAGUCUUUCAGCGACCCCUUUGUACCUACCUGGGUUCUGGUUGUCACCUGGGACAGUGUGCCGUCCGUGGAAGCAAGAUAUACCAAACAGAACCCAAACACAUUCCCAAGCAGUGCUGGCCACAGAUGGGUCAGACUCCGUUGCGUUCCUAACCUAUAAGGAAGAUGAGAUGUUGUGGACCAAUGAAACACAAAGCGUUGUUCUCGGCUACAACAGUGCUAACGGGGCAAACUUCGAAAACAUCCAGCUGGCAAACCCUUACAGACCCGAUCAGGUCAACGGAAACACGGGACUGAAAGGACGAUGGGCGUUCAGAUUAGAGAGCGAUACAACAAGGAAAACUAACUACAAGAAGCUGUGUCAUGACUGGUACAACGCAGAACCUGAACAUUCAGAGUGGAUUGUUGGGGAAGGCCAUUGUCCCUGCACGCUGCUGCAGGCACUACGGGACCAACGCUUCACCCCUGUCACCUUGUCUCCAUUUGAAAUCUUCCUUCUUCUUGUGUUCAUUGACGAUUUAGAAGUUUGCCUCAGCCCUCUGUUUGCCAGUCCCACUGGUUCAAGUGUAGACUGUUGCUACAAGUUUCUGGCCCUGAACACUGAAAUACCGCUGGCUGGAAGUCAUCACAGAUACCAGCGGUUCUCUCAGCUUUACACCGACUUUGACGUAAACCCUAAGUCCUGGUGCUGUAGCCUGUCUGACGAUGAGGACUUCUGUAACAUGUACUAUGAAAAGAGGCCUCCGAACAGCUGUUCUUCUUACGUGCCACCACGUCUAGCUAUAAUGUGGGGAGACCCCCACAUAAAGACACUGGACAAUCUCGCCUACACUUUCAACGGGUUAGGAGAGUUUACGCUUGUCAAGACGAGUGGGGCUGAUGUCCAGUUCAGGCUGCAGGGCCGCACAGAGAAAGCCAUCGGGACUCAAGGGGCUGCUGAGGCUACAGUCUUCACGGCAUUUGCGUCCAAACAAGAGGGGUCAUCAACGGUUGAAAUGGGUAUGAACGAAGACCGGACAAACAUGACAUUAAUGGUGGAUGGACAGCACAUCGACAUUACUGACCUACAGCAGAACGGUGCGCAGCGUUUUGCCAAUGUGACUCUUCAGUACAAUUUUAACUCCAACCGGACCAGUGUGAUCGCCUCCUUCUCUUCGGGUGUAACAGUGACUGUCUCACUCCAGAAACUCAUGUUGAACGUACAGUUCGGAUCUCCGGAGUCUUUUGAAAACACCACCAGAGGUCUCCUUGGCGUUUGGAACGGCAACAUUCUGGACGACUUCACCUAUCCUAACGGGACUGUACUGCAGCCUCCAGACGACAGGAACCUUACAGAGGAAGAAAUCUUCCCGUGGGGAUUAUCUUGGCAAAUCAGCCAAGAUGAAAGUUUAUUCACCUACAAGGACGGACAAGACGUAAAUUCCUUCGCCAAGCCAGAUUUUAGGCCAAAGUUUUUGAGCCAACUACGGAAUACUGUCUCUGACGAAAAGCAAAGCGAGGCUGAAGAUCUAUGUGGCUCCAAUGUUGAAUGUCUCUUUGACUUCCUCAGCACGAAUGACACAGAAGUUGGAGAACAAACAAGAUCAAGUAUUGAAACUUUUGACUCAGAUGCAGAGACAUUGGCUAACUUUCCACCUAACAUCACGGUCAAUGCCACGGUCAAUGGAAUCGUUGGACAAGUGGUUGAACUACAGGUCACUGCGGAGGACCCUGAAGGCAAUCCCGUAACGUAUUCUAUAGCCAACGUUAGUACCAUACCUGGAGCGACCAUCAAUCCUGUUACUGGUAGCCUUAGCUGGAGACCGACCAGUAUCCUACCCGUGCAACUAGAGAUAGUUGCCAAAGACGACAAGGGUGCAUCCUCGUCGUCUUACCCGAUGGUGAAACUCUGUGACUGUAGAAACGGCGGAACCUGCAACUUUGUCACCGUCGACUUUACUGGAGAGAUCAACCCUGUGGGGCAGUUUCAGGUUGUUACCUGCUCCUGCCCUGAAGCCUACGCGGGAGAGUUCUGUGAGGCUGAUAAGAAUGAAUGUGAGGAAGACCCGUGCUAUCCAGGUGUGGUGUGUACAGAUAACGUGGCACCUGCAGCAGGCUUUACCUGUGGACCCUGUCCUUCUGGUCUGGAUGGAACGGGUGAAAAGUGCUAUGAUAUUAACGAGUGCGUUCAGGGUCAGCUGUGUGAACAACUCCAUAACUGUGAGAAUACCCGAGGAAGCUACACCUGUGGGUGUGAUGAUGGGUACACCAUGGACAGCAACGGUCUCAACUGCACUGACAUAGACGAGUGCGCUGGUGACUCAGCCGGCUGUGCAAAUACGGCAACAUGCAUCAACACAGAGGGCAGCUUCAUCUGUUCCUGUAAUACCGGAUACUUUGGCAACGGAACUUACUGUGGAGAUAUUGAUGAGUGCGCGAUUAGUGCCUCCUGUGAUCGCAAUGCAGUGUGCGAAAACACAGUUGGAUCUUACACGUGCACAUGUAAAGCUGGUUAUGAAGGUAGCGGGCGCAAAUGUGAGGACACCAAUGAGUGUGAUAAACCGGACACCUGCGACACACAUGCGGAAUGUACCAACACUAUCGGCUCUUACAGCUGCAGCUGCAACACUGGGUACCGCGGCAACGAGACAGUCUGUACCAACGUGGACGAGUGUGAUGAGCUACUGGACAGUUGUCUCCCGGGCCUGGGGAUCUGUAUAGAUAACCCUGGGUCCUACAGCUGUGCGUGUAGGGGUGGUUAUGUAGGAGAUGGGAUCACUUGUGAAGAUCUUGAUGAGUGUUCCGAUGCUGCUCUAAACAACUGCACCGAGAACGCCCAUUGCACCAAUACGGAGGGCUCUUACAUCUGCCUGUGUGCAGAGGGAUACGAGGGGAUCGGUACAGAGAGUUGCACAGACGUAGACGAGUGUACAAGGGAUAUAAGUAACUGCGCACAGGAGGUAACCUGCAGAAACACCCCAGGAUCUUUCCUCUGUUCCUGUAACGAAGGGUUCGCCGGAAACGGGAUUCAGUGUGAAGAUAUCGAUGAAUGUGUGAGGGGAGAAGAUGAUUGUGACGUUGACACAAAAGCCGUCUGCACCAAUCUGAUUGGAGGAUACAACUGCACAUGUUACAAUGGGUACCAAGGAGACGGUAGGACAUGCACAGACAUUGAUGAGUGCCUUAUUGGCAAUGGCAAAUGCGAUGACGACUGCGUCAACACUGAAGGAAGUUAUUACUGUGGAUGUAACGCUGGAUACAGACUGGCAGUCGAUGGUUUCAAGUGCGACGAUAUCGACGAAUGUGCAGAGCGGCUGGACGACUGUGAACAGGUCUGCACAAACACAGACGGUGUAUUCAACUGCUCAUGCGCUCCUGGGUUCACGCAGGUUGGAGAAUUGUGCCAAGCUUCUGCAAAUUGCACGAGCACCGUCUGCACAAACGCAGAGUGCUACGUGGAUACAGAGAACGGAACCGAGAAGUGUCUGUGUUUCGCUGGCUACGAUGUUGUCAACGGAACAGUUUGCAAUGACACUGAUGAAUGUUCAAGCGACACACUGAAUGCCUGCGACCAGUUGUGCAACAACACAGACGGUGGAUACACGUGUGAUUGCUUCCGUGGCUACACGAUUAGUACCGAUGGUCGCACAUGUACUGAUAUUGAUGAGUGUGCAGACAAUGACCUGAACGACUGUGACUCCAACGCCUUCUGCAACAAUGACCAGGGCGGUUACACAUGCAGCUGUAGGCAGGGCUUUACGGGUAACGGCACUUUUUGUACAGACUAUGAUGAGUGCACGUUCGGAAGUCCUGCCCAGAAUUGCAGUGACAGCGCACAAUGUGUCAACUUUGAAGGCGGCUUCAGUUGUACCUGUCGUGAUGGGUAUAUCGGCGACGGGUUCUUCUGUGCUGAUGUCGACGAGUGUAUCAAUGGCUCUGAAAAGUGCCAUGAACAAGCAACAUGUACCAAUGUUGUGGGCAGCUUCACCUGUUCCUGCAAUGCCGGAUACAACGGGACCGGCACAAACUGUGAAGACAUCGAUGAAUGUGAAAACGGAAAUAGUCCGUGCGAUGGAAACGCAACUUGCACCAACAACGCUGGGUCCUACACCUGUACAUGUAAUGACGGGUACACUGGUACAGGGAGAACAUGUGCAGAUGUGAACGAGUGUUUAAGUGGCCAAGCUGACUGUCAUGAACAGGCAUCAUGCAGAAAUACAGAGGGCAACUAUGUUUGCACCUGCUCAGCUGGUUUUACAGGCAACGGAACACACUGUGAAGAUGAAGACGAGUGUACGAAUGGCAAACACACAUGUACAGAAAACUCCGUGUGUAUGAACACCGAAGGUUCCUUCACUUGUCGAUGUAAGCCCGGCUACAUCGGGAGUAGCUGUGUGGAUGUCCGUGAGUGUGAGGAGGACAUUGACAACUGUGAUGACAACGCUGACUGUACGAACACACCUGGUUCAUUCAGCUGUACCUGUCUUCCCGGUUACUUUGGUAAUGGCACAGUCUGUACAGAUGAAGACGAAUGUGCAAAUGGCAACGAUACAUGUACAGAAAACUCCGUGUGUAUGAACACCGAAGGUUCCUUCACUUGUCGAUGUAAGCCCGGCUACAUCGGGAGUAGCUGUGUGGAUGUCCGUGAGUGUGAGGAGGACAUUGACAACUGUGAUGACAACGCUGACUGUACGAACACACCUGGUUCAUUCAGCUGCACCUGUCUUCCCGGUUACUUUGGUAAUGGCACAGUAUGUACAGAAAUUACCACGACAGCAGAAGCUACCACAGUCAAUAGCACAGCAGCUCCAACGACACAAACUCCAAUGACUGUUACUGCUGGACCAAAACCGCGGAAGUUUGUGCCUGCGCAAAUAACGAUGGACAGAGUCUUUGAGCCUGAAUACAACGACGCAAAUUCACCAGAGUAUAUGGAACUAUCUACACAGCUGAAAACAUCGCUGUAUAUCAUCUAUUCCGGAAUUCAAGGGUUCAUCGAGAUCAUCAUCAUUCGCUUCGUCCCCGGUAGCGUUCAAGCCAGAUACGCAGCUGUUUUCACCGUGGAAGGCUCGGAACCUGACUCCAACAUUCAUCAGGCGGCGAGGACGAAUCUUCAGAGGGCAAUCACCAGUGGGACGUUUGACUCGGCACUAAAUGUCACCAGUAGUGACAGCCUAGAGCCGACUACACUCAAUGAAGAAGAGUUGGACCAAGUGUUUGGAGAGUCAUGUGACUUGCCAUGUGGGGAGGGGGGCAUGUGUGCCCGGAGUGAGCCCUAUCCUGGAGCUGUGGUAGCGGAAUGUCAGUGUGAGGAAAACUAUUGCUACACUGGAACCUGUGAGUUUAACGUUGAAGAGGGAAGACCAAGAUGCAACUGCCCGGCAAUACAGGGUGCCUGGUACAGUGGGGAGCGCUGUCAGAUCAGUUUGACCCAAGCGGACGUCAUCGGUAUUGCAGCAGGCUGUGCAUGUGCAGUGUUGGUGAUCGUACUGAUGGUGGUUGUGUGCAUGGCGAAGAGGUCCAGGCGUUUGGCAAAGAAGAGGAGAGAAAUGAGGUACAGGGUCGAUGCACCUGCAGUCACCUUAUCCAACUACUACACCACUAGAGAGGCGUGGCAAUCGCUUCAUCGCCUUCCGGUCACUGACCUGAAUGAAGGCCGUGGCGACUAUCGCCCGCCUGUGCCCGUAGGUACUGAUAUGUUACCGCCUAUAUACACGGACUCCCUGCGGGCCAGAGGAAGGUCUUUCUGGAACCCAAGUGUUGAAAACGUGCCGUCCGGAGAGUUCAAGAUCCCUCGCCCGUCUGUGAAGAGUCUGAUUCAGCCUAAAGACGAUGAAGGUGAACGAUUUGUUCAGACGUUUGAGUUCAAGUUCUGAACUCAAACGAACUGGCAGUAGGAACAGCGGGGAUCUACGACCAAUGAACAGCUUUACAGCUUUGUUUGUUUAUUUCGACUUUCGAUAUGGUAGCUCUCCGUCUGAACUGCGUAAGUGAUGCAUUGUGGGUGACGUCAACAUUGAGACAACCCUGAGACACAAGCAAAAAAAAAUGACUAAUUAGGGGAAUAAACAGUAUCAAGUAAACUUAUCUUUUUAUACGGAUCAGUGAUAAUUAUGUCAAAACGUCAACCCGUAAAUUAAUUGGUUAUUAUAACAAUACCAAUAGAAUAAAGCAACUAAAUCUGUUUAACAAAAGCAUUAGCUUAAGACUAAAUAUAAAGAACAUUUACAUAUACAGUUAGUUUCGAAAUGCGUAUGCAUCAUUACAUUAGUACAGCUAUUCUAGUUUAUGAUAACUAACGUACGUAUACAUGGGUGAGCAUGUACCUAACAUAUAUGUGUUGUUUGUUUAAACGUUUUUUAAAUCAUUAACAAAGAAGUACGCUUGUCAUUGCGAGUUAUAGUGCUUCAAGUCAUAUGCCACAUGUAUAGAUCAUGAAAAUAAUCAGGGACACAUUUUAAUGUGACGCUAUUGAUAGAAGAUACAAACGCUACCUAGCAUGUUACCUUCUUGGCGAAGAUGAUAAUGAAUUGAAUUGCCUUAAAGCGUUUCUUAACCUUUUUAUAUCUACCCGUUUGUUACUCUGAUGACAGGAGUGCAAGUAGUCUAAAAUUCUAAGAUAAUGUUUGUUUUUACGGUGAAUUUAUGUAUCAUAUUGAGCUGCUUAUAUUAUUAGUAUGGUGCAUAAUAUAUUUUAUCUUUGAUGCAUUUAAGUUGAUUCGAACCUUUAUUUUAGGUUAGGUACGCAGGGCUGCUCAUUGAAAACCGCCCGAGUGGCCCUGACAUGGAUAAAUGAAUAAAAUGAAAUAAACAGACUUACAUAAAUACUAUGUA
This is a messenger RNA of Branchiostoma floridae (Florida lancelet), 7064 nucleotides long. RefSeq lists its product as uncharacterized. Bases 422 to 6106 code for a protein of 1894 amino acids. NCBI's taxonomy places the organism in Eukaryota, Metazoa, Chordata, Leptocardii, Amphioxiformes, Branchiostomatidae. The transcript is spliced from 41 exons. Gene Ontology annotation, molecular function: calcium ion binding. The record is from RefSeq and is a predicted model, not a curated record.